GAGGGAGCGUCCGCGGCCCGCGCUGAGCCGCGCACCAAGCCGAUGGCGUGGACGCAGCCGGCCUCCGCGGUCUGCGUGCCGGCAGGCGCGCGUGGGCGUGUCUCUCUGGCCCACGCGUGUCCCCGGCAUCAGUGUCUCGGCUCUGGUCCAGGACGAAGACUUCUGAAAGCGAGCCAAGGAGAAUCACAGUUUGUAAUGGAGCCCCUGACUGCCUGGUGGAAGGAGGUGAUUCAGAAGACAGCAAGCCUCUCAAUAGAACAUUUCUUCCUGAACAAAUCUAUCAGUGCAGUUCAGACUCCGGAAGAAAAUUACCUCUCAUGGCAGAGCCUUCACUGUGCGGGGGAUAUCAGAUUUGUGGAAAGAAGGCAUGAUGUCACUGUUUUGUGCUGGCUGUCCUGGAACUCAGAGACCCACCUCUGUCUCCUGAAUGUUGCAAUUCUUGCCCAAGAUGUUACCAUGUUACUGUUUCUGAAACCCAAGGAAGAUUUGUCUGCAGUACCGGCUCUGGAGAGACACCCCAGAAGCAUGAGGCUCCAGCUGCCGGGCGCUCAAAGUUCUUCUUGGCCACAUUGACAGGAAUCAAACUUCAGAACAAAGCAGUGGAGUCUAGCAAUAUUUCCAUUCUGAAGACAGGAACAUGAGACCAGGAGAAAGACAAGUAAAUGAAGAUGAGAGGUCAAACAACUCAUCCUUGCAGUUGCCCUAAAGUUCUCCUUGUCUGCCUGUCUCUUUGUGGAGCUGCCUAUGGAGCAAAGUAGCUGUGCAUGCUAGAGUGAUUAAUUUCACUUUCAGUGCCUUCCUUCCCUAGUGGAGUGCUUCUGUGGAGACUCCCAAGUCAGUGAAACCUGUUUAGGGGAUCAUCCCUGCUAGACAGACAGCUGCGAGAGGGCAUUCGCUUCCCAGCAUGGAUUUCAGAUUAUGGCCAAUCAAGAGCUGGGGCUGUGGAACACCUGUCAGCGACACUGGCUACGAGGAGACUAGCUCUUUAAUCGAAUUUCAUUGUACUUCAGAAAAAGGUUUAUUUUCAAUGUGGCGUCUGCUUUUAUGAUUCAUCCCUCUCAGCUGAGACAUCAAUUUGGGGCUUAUUUAUGGUGUUGUUCUAGAGUGAAACGAGAAGCAGCAAGGACGGGCUUCAGAAGACAGCCUUUCCCAGGCGGUCAGUGUGCAGCCUUCUCAUGUGGGAAAAAUAGAAAAGAAAUCUAAAACUUUAGUUUUGAAGUUCUGUGUGUGAAUAUAAUUAGUGAUAGGGGUUCUUUUGAGCACACUUUCAGAAUGUCGAAGCCGGAGAGUUCGUGUUCAUGGUGAAGUCUGGGGAACUUUCCUUGUGGAAAUCUGUUCCGCUUAUCUGUGAGCAGCACAACCAUCAUUGAUGCUGCUGGGUUCCGAAAGGCCAUGCGCAGCUUUCAACUGGGCCCUAAUUGGAGGACUGCUAAGCCCAUAAUACCAGGUACUUCCUCACAGCUGCAGUGCAUGGAGUGUGACUAUCAGAAGACAAACUUCACUGUGCACACUGUAAUUUAAUGGUAUAACUAUGUGCAGCCCAGAAUAUCAGUUAAUUUUCAAAACAUUUUAUUCUACAGCAAUUAGCUCAGGUCCUGGAGGGCAAAAUGACAAGAGGUUAC
Messenger RNA from Arvicanthis niloticus (Nile rat), 1622 nucleotides. Lineage: Eukaryota; Metazoa; Chordata; Mammalia; Rodentia; Muridae. The record is from RefSeq and is a predicted model, not a curated record.